This is a messenger RNA of Amorphotheca resinae ATCC 22711, 959 nucleotides long. RefSeq lists its product as hypothetical. Gene Ontology annotation, molecular function: protein binding. NCBI's taxonomy places the organism in Eukaryota, Fungi, Ascomycota, Leotiomycetes, Helotiales, Amorphothecaceae. The coding region runs from base 1 to 870 and encodes 289 amino acids. The transcript has 2 exons. The record is from RefSeq and is a predicted model, not a curated record.
AUGUCUGAAUCCGAUAGUUCUGAAGAGCCGCAAGCAACACAGGUGCAGACCGUCGAGAAGAAGAAGAUGAAGCUAAGAAAACUACCCGCCGAUGUGUUUGCACGCAAGAUCCAGUACUUCUCUGGACCCGAAGUCACCGUUCGUGUAUGUGGAAGGGACUUCAUACUUCCUAAAAGCCUCCUCUGCUACAACUCGACCUUCUUUGACCGUGCUUUUAACGGCCCCUGGAAGGAAGGCGUUGAGCAAGAGAUCACCCUUUCGUCUGCUUCGGUCGAGGCAUUCGAGAUGGUUGUCCAAUGGAUGUAUACUUCGAAUGCUGUCAUUCCAAAACCACGACUGGAACCUCAACCUCAGCCUCAGCCUCAAUCAGAUGGACAGAGAACUAUCAUCGACUUCGAAUACUUGAACGAUGGUGACACUUAUUACGACCCGGAUGAAAGCUCUUCCAACGACAAGAGUGAUGUCAAAGUUAACUCUCAAAACAUCAUCUCCUACCUCGGCUUUCUCAAGCUGGCAGACGAGCUUGAUCUGCUAGGUCCAUUUGACGAUAUUCUGAGCAACAUCAAGGAGAUUCUCAUCUCAUCUCAACUCUCACUUCAACCAGAGCAUAUCCGCGGUGCUUCGGAGUUGCCAUCUGGCCAUGGUCUUCGGAAGCUCUUUGCCCAAGCUUGUGUCAAACGUUACAUUAACGACACUAUAAGGGACAGCAAGAGCUUCAGAUUCGCAACUGAGAUGGAUGAAGUUGAAAGCUUCGCUGCCGAUUUGUUCAAAGAGGUUGAUAAGGUUCUCCGCCAAAGGCAUAAAAUGGCUAAGACUCGACCCGAAUACUCCUACUUUGACCCACUCACAGGCGAACGAUUCAUGGCCUAGUGGGGAACGUAAUUGUAUGGGGAUUAGCAUACGACAAAGGUCUAGCUUGGCAGAAGGGCAAAGCUGAUAUCUGGGGCUCUUUUAGCAUC